UCCUCCUGCCAGAUUUUGCAAAAUGGAAGAAGAAAUCGCAGCGCUCGUCAUCGACAAUGGCUCCGGCAUGUGCAAAGCUGGCUUUGCAGGCGAUGAUGCCCCCCGUGCCGUGUUUCCCUCCAUCGUGGGGCGCCCGAGGCACCAGGGUGUCAUGGUUGGCAUGGGACAGAAGGACAGCUAUGUGGGUGAUGAGGCCCAGAGCAAGAGAGGAAUUCUCACCCUGAAGUACCCCAUUGAGCAUGGUAUUGUCACCAACUGGGAUGACAUGGAGAAAAUCUGGCAUCACACCUUCUACAAUGAGCUGCGUGUGGCUCCUGAGGAGCACCCUGUCCUGCUCACAGAGGCUCCUCUGAACCCUAAGGCCAACAGAGAGAAGAUGACACAGAUCAUGUUCGAGACCUUCAACACCCCAGCCAUGUACGUUGCCAUCCAGGCCGUGCUGUCCCUGUACGCCUCUGGUCGUACCACUGGGAUUGUUAUGGACUCUGGGGAUGGUGUCACCCACACCGUGCCCAUCUACGAGGGCUACGCUCUGCCCCACGCCAUCCUGCGUCUGGACUUGGCUGGCCGUGACCUCACCGACUACCUCAUGAAGAUCCUGACAGAACGAGGCUACAGCUUCACCACAACAGCCGAAAGGGAGAUUGUCCGUGACAUCAAGGAAAAGCUGUGCUAUGUUGCCCUAGACUUCGAGCAGGAGAUGGCCACUGCUGCCUCCUCCUCUUCCCUGGAGAAGAGCUAUGAGCUGCCCGAUGGCCAGGUCAUCACCAUUGGCAACGAGCGAUUCCGGUGUCCGGAGGCCCUUUUCCAGCCCUCCUUCCUGGGCAUGGAGUCUUGUGGCAUCCAUGAGACCACUUUCAACUCGAUCAUGAAGUGUGAUGUAGACAUCAGGAAGGACCUGUAUGCCAACACAGUAUUGUCUGGUGGUACCACGAUGUACCCUGGAAUUGCUGACAGGAUGCAGAAGGAAAUCACAGCCCUGGCACCUAGCACGAUGAAGAUCAAGAUCAUUGCCCCACCUGAGCGCAAAUACUCAGUCUGGAUCGGUGGGUCCAUCCUGGCGUCUCUAUCCACCUUCCAGCAGAUGUGGAUCAGCAAGCAGGAAUAUGAUGAGUCCGGCCCAUCCAUUGUCCACCGUAAAUGCUUCUAAACGGACUGCUGGCAGGUGCCUGCACCUGCUGCAUGGGUUGUUUCACUAGUAUACGUUUGCCCAGGCAAAUCGAUACACCUCAUGCUAGCCUCAUAAAACUGGAAUAAGCCUUCUUUCAAAAGAAAACUUGCCCUUGGAAAGUCUGUAUCUGAUGUUAGACAAAUGUCAGCACUGGAUUGUUGAGCUGUCACUUGAUUUGACCUUGUAUUCAAGUUAACUGUCCCUCAGUGUCCACCUUAGCGCAGUACCCUGUACACAUCUGGCCCGGGCCUUGGGCAGGGGCCUUGCUGCGGGGACGCAGAUCUGUACAGGGUAUUUGGAGUCAGACUUCCAGUACAUUCAGUGUGGAGUAUUCCAGAUUUCGUGUAGAGGCUGGUAGGAGUCCAUCAAGAAUUCACUUCUGUUGCUGCCGUUCUAGCAAGGUUGGGAAACAUAUCACAUCCAAGCCUUAUGAACCAGUCUUCAUUUUCCUCCCCACCUCUAUCCUGGUAAAAACAUCAUGGGGCUGAAGUUCCUCAACUUGAGUUGCAGAAACUUUGCAUUUACACCUGUAAAUUUAUGCAUCAAGUUUAAUUUAUGUAAGAUUUUUGUACGUUGCCUUAAUGUUCUCACAUGACAGUAGGAAACCAAAAUUUGUAAGUCAUCCUAAAGUUGAGAAAUUGUAAUGCCCAACAACACAUCAUUGUGUAAGGAAAAUAAAAAAGCGCUGCAGUUAA
Messenger RNA from Tinamus guttatus (white-throated tinamou), 1866 nucleotides. The record is from RefSeq and is a predicted model, not a curated record. Lineage: Eukaryota; Metazoa; Chordata; Aves; Tinamiformes; Tinamidae.